AUGCCGCCGAAGUUGGAUCCAAGCCAGAUCGUUGAUGUGUACGUCCGUGUAACCGGAGGAGAAGUCGGAGCCGCGAGUUCUCUAGCUCCGAAGAUCGGCCCACUCGGUCUCGCUCCAAAGAAGAUCGGAGAAGACAUCGCCAAGGAAACCGCAAAGGAAUGGAAAGGACUGCGAGUCACCGUCAAGCUCACUGUGCAGAAUCGUCAGGCUAAAGUGACGGUGGUUCCAUCAGCGGCCGCACUUGUGAUCAAGGCGUUGAAAGAGCCGGAGAGAGACAGGAAGAAGGUGAAGAACAUCAAGCAUAACGGGAAUAUCUCGUUCGAUGAUGUGAUUGAGAUCGCUAGGAUCAUGAGGCCUAGAUCUAUUGCUAAAGAAUUGAGUGGAACUGUGAGAGAGAUUCUGGGGACUUGCGUUUCUGUUGGAUGCACUGUUGAUGGGAAAGAUCCGAAAGAUAUUCAACAAGAGAUUCAAGAUGGUGAAGUUGAUAUUCCUGAGAAUUGA
Messenger RNA from Arabis nemorensis, 501 nucleotides. NCBI's taxonomy places the organism in Eukaryota, Viridiplantae, Streptophyta, Magnoliopsida, Brassicales, Brassicaceae. The record is from the annotation of a GenBank genome assembly.